This is a messenger RNA of Penicillium egyptiacum, 1287 nucleotides long. The record is from the annotation of a GenBank genome assembly. Lineage: Eukaryota; Fungi; Ascomycota; Eurotiomycetes; Eurotiales; Aspergillaceae.
AUGCGCGUGACUAAGGGCUGUGCUCGCUGCCGACACCGUCACGCCCGCUGCGUAGUCCCGGUCGGUGCGUCGUCAUGCUCGCGCUGUGCGCGUCUGGGCCGGCCAUGUCAUCUUGAGCCGCGCUUCCACUUCAAGCCUGUGCGCCAUAUAUACCAGCAGUGUGGUAACGCUCCAGCCCGCUUCGACCUCGUCUGGGAUGAGCAGCAGGUCUGGGUGGGGGUCACAAGGCCACAUAUAUGCGAACCCCAGGCUUACUUCGGUACUGAAGUUCCACGCCGAGCACUCGAAGAACCAAUGCUCCUGAAAGCCCUCCUAGCACUUGCUGCCCGACAUGAUGCCAUAUUGACGAAUGGGAGCGAGUGUGAAGCGUCAACCUUUCACGGAGAGUGUCUGCAGCUGCUCAUCGUCGCCCUAAACCAACCGGAGGAGAACUAUGACGACAAUCUUCUCACCACCGUGGUUGUACUGCGUUUCUACGAAGAGCUGGAGAGGACAACCGACAGGAAAUGCCACCUUCUCGGGUCCAACCGCCUACUCAAUCUCAUGUCUCGCUCGGCGUCGUCCGGAGGAUUAGCCGAAGCAGUGAGCUGGCAAUUCUUGCGCCAGGCUAUUUACUCAUCUAUAGCCCAGUAUGAGCCAAUACAACUGGAUUUGCGAAAUUACGAGCGUUCCUCGGUCUUCCAUCGCGAUGACGAUGCCGCCCGCGCGAAUGCCAUAAUCUUUUUCUGCGCAUGCAUACUUCAGCUAUGCUGCGCUGUGCCAGGGUACGCCAUUGACCGAAAAAGCUGGCAGCGUCUGACAGAUUGUGUGGAGGAGUGGCACUGCAAUAAGCCGAGGAGCUGGCAACCACUUCGAUAUCAGCCCCCCGGUUUGUCUGCGGAUCAACCGUUUCCUGAACUAUGGAUCAUCUCACCCCCUGCUGUGGUCGGUUUGCAAUAUUAUCACGCCUCCAAGAUAUUUCUCACACUGUCAGAUGCGCCGUCACAGCGGAUGACGGAUUAUGAAACGUCGCAAGCGCGACUCAUCGCAGAGAAAACGAUUGCGGGCCAUCUCGUGGUGGCCAUUGGACUGUCUUUAUCGAAUGACAGCGUUCAAAAUAGCUACUAUAUCGCCUCGCACUUGCUCCAACGCUUUGGAUAUUGCUUGCAGCAGCCGGCUGAGCAACAAGGAGCACUGCGUUUCCUGUCUCGUGUAGAGAAGAAGCUCGGAUGGCGCACUUCAUGGACUGGGCGAGAUCUAGAGCGACAGUGGAGGGAUCGUGCGAAUCUUUCCUCGGGGGCUAAUUGA